AUGACUACCUUCAACUUUACCCAUGGGAAGCCUUCUUACUUCAUCCUAAAAGGCAUCCCUGGAUUGGAGGAUACCCAUUUUUGGAUAUCAAUCCCCUUCUCUUCCAUGUAUUUCAUCACUGUUCUGGGUAAUGUCACCAUCCUGUUCAUCAUCACCACAGAGCGCACGCUGCACAAGCCCAUGUUCCUGCUCCUCUGCAUGCUGGCUCUCACUGAUCUGGGCAUGUCCACCACCACCAUUCCCAAAGCACUGUGCAUUUUCUGGUUCGGCCAAAGGGAGAUCAGCUUCGAGGGCUGUUUGAUCCAGCUGUUCUUCAUCCACUCCAUCUCUGUCAUGCAGUCAGCCGUUUUGAUGACCAUGGCUUUCGACCGUUAUGUGGCAAUCUGUGAGCCGCUGCGCUACGCCACCAUUCUCUCCAAUGGCCGCAUAGGUCUCAUUGCGCUGGCCAGCUUAGCGAGAGCCGUCGCGUUUAUCCUUCCUAUGCCCGUCCUUCUUCAGCGAAUGCCAUUUUGUUCGGGCCGGGUGAUCCCUACCACCUAUUGCGAACACAUGGCUGUGGUGAAAAUGGUGUGUGCGGACACCACCGUCAACCGUUUCUAUGGCCUCGUGGUAGCCCUGGUGGUCGUUGGCCUGGAUUUCUCUGCCAUUGGCUCAUCCUACGUGUUCAUCAUCCGGGCUGUGAUGCGACUCUCCUCCAAGGAGGCUCACCACAAGGCGGUCAACACAUGCACCACACACAUCUGUGUGAUGCUGACAUCUUACACACCUCCGCUUUUCUCUUUCCUGGCCCAUCGGUUUGGUCGGGGCAUUCCGCCCCAUGUUCACACCAUUCUUGGCAAUCUUUACUUCCUCGUGCCCCCUAUGCUCAACCCCAUCAUCUAUGGAGUAAAGACUAAGGAGUUUAGGGACAAAGUGACCAAAUAUGGUUGCUGGAAAAAGGAGCCCAUUACCAAAGCCCCCAGUCAGAAAACUAUCUGA
Molecule: messenger RNA, 978 nt
Organism: Gracilinanus agilis (Agile Gracile Mouse Opossum)
Lineage: Eukaryota; Metazoa; Chordata; Mammalia; Didelphimorphia; Didelphidae
Product: putative olfactory receptor 52P1
Exons: 1
Coding region: 1-978 (325 amino acids)
Biological process (GO): G protein-coupled receptor signaling pathway
Cellular component (GO): membrane
Molecular function (GO): G protein-coupled receptor activity; olfactory receptor activity
Source: RefSeq, a predicted model, not a curated record